Pararge aegeria (speckled wood butterfly) is the source of this 5252-nucleotide messenger RNA. Its product is annotated as E3 ubiquitin-protein ligase COP1-like. Gene Ontology annotation, molecular function: protein binding; ubiquitin protein ligase activity. The record is from RefSeq and is a predicted model, not a curated record. NCBI's taxonomy places the organism in Eukaryota, Metazoa, Arthropoda, Insecta, Lepidoptera, Nymphalidae. Bases 315 to 2441 code for a protein of 708 amino acids. Gene Ontology annotation, biological process: proteasome-mediated ubiquitin-dependent protein catabolic process. The transcript is spliced from 5 exons.
UUAUGUCAAUGUCAAUGUUUUUGAGGUGAAUGCACCGCUCUCCGAAGUUUCUUGAAAAAUUAAGAAAUCUUCUUAUAAUCCCGAUGACAUAAAAAUAUUCAUUGUAUAAUUGUAGAGUUUAGAGUUAAAACCUCCUAUUGCAAAGUGGCGAAGUGUACACAGUGGUGUGGGUCCAGUGUCGUGCAGACUCAUCAAUAAACACUCGCGAUGUACUUGCGCUAAGAAUCGUGGUGUGCUGCGACGUCCUGCAGGUUCUGAAGACCUAGUACGUUCCAGAAGAUGUUCCCCUGCCACUCAAUCUAUUGAAGCGCGGCAUGGCGGGCGCGGCGCUGGGCGGGCUGGGCGGCUCGCUGGAGGCCAAGGACUGCGAGCUGCUGUGCCCCGUGUGCUUCGAGCUCAUCGACGAGGCCUACGUGACGCGCUGCGGCCACUCCUUCUGCUACGCCUGCAUCGCCAAGGCGGUGGAGCUGCACCGGCGCUGCCCCAAGUGCGGCGCGGCGCUGGCGGGCCGCGACCACUACUUCCCCAACUUCCUGCUCAACGAGCUGGUGGCGCGGCGCCGCGCGCCCGCCGCGCCCGCGCCGCCGCCGGACCUGCGCGCGCUGCUGGCGGCCGGCGCGCACCGCCUGGCGCUGGCCGACGUGCGCGGCCUGCUGGCCGUGCUGGCGCGCCGGCGCCGCCUGCUGGAGGCCGAGUCGGCGGCGCAGCAGCACCGCCUGCUCUACGAGUUCCUGGCGCAGCUGCUGCGCACGCGCACGCACCAGCUCGAGCAGCUGGCGCGCGAGGCGGCGCUCGUGCGCAAGGACAUGGAGCACGUGGCCGCCGUGCUGCGGGAGCUGCGCGCCGCCGCCGACGAGCCGGGCGCCGACGGGCCCGACGCGCCCGACGCGCCCGACGCGCCCGGCGCCGACCGCAAUGUAACGGGUCGGUGCGCCGCAGGCAGCCCGCCCAACGAGGAGGAGGAGAGCUUCGCGGCGGGCGGCGCGGCGGCCGGCGACGCGCUGGCGGCGCGCUGGCGGCGCCUGGCCGCGCACUUCGACGACUUCGUGCAGUGCUACUUCGCGCACCGCGCCGACGAGCUGUACUUCCCCGGCUCCAGCGCGCCCACGCCCGCGCCGUCCGCGCUGGCGCAGCGCUGCGGCUCCCCCGGCGCCCCCUCCCCCGCGCUGUGCGCCCCCUCCCCCGCGGGCGGCGCCCCCUUCCCCGCGGGCGGCGCCCCCUCCCCCGCGGGCGCCGCCCCCUCCCCCUCGGGCGGCGCGGCCGACGCGGACCCCGUGCCGCAGCAGAGCGCCGCGCCCGACUCGCGCGCCGCCAGCGCCGCCGGCGACCAGCGCGCGCCCGAGAGCGAGCCGCAGCCGGCGCCCGUGCCCGCCGAGCCGCCCUGCGGCGACGGGGCGGGCGAGCGCUACGGCGGCCUGGAGGCGUUCCGCGCUGACCUGGCGGCCUUCACGCGGUACCGCGCGCUGCGCCCGCUGGCCACGCUGUCGUACUGCAGCGACGCCAUCAACUACUCCACCAUCGUGUCCACCAUCGAGUUCGACAAGGACGACGAGUUCUUCGCCAUCGCCGGCGUCACCAAGCGCAUAAAGGUGUUCGAGUUCGGCGCGGUGGUGCGCGACGCGGUGGACGUGCACUACCCGUGCGCCGAGAUGCAGUGCGCGCACAAGAUCAGCUGCGUGUCGUGGAACAGCUACCACAAGCACGUGCUGGCGUCCAGCGACUACGAGGGCACGGUGUCGGUGUGGGACGUGGGCGCCGCCGUGCGCACGCGCGCGCUGCAGGAGCACGACAAGCGCGCGUGGUCCGUGCACUUCAACCGCGCCGACGUGCGCCUGCUGGCGUCGGGCGGCGACGACGCGCGCGUCAAGCUGUGGGCGCUCAACCAGGAGCGCUCCGUGGCCACGCUGGAGGCCAAGUUCAACGUGUGCUGCGUGCGGUUCAACCCGCGCAGCUCGGCGCACCUGGCCUUCGGCUCGGCCGACCACGCCGUGCACUACUACGACCUGCGCGCGCCGCGCGCGCCGCUGUGCGUGUUCCGCGACCACCGCAAGGCCGUGUCCUACGUGCAGUUCCUGGACGCGCACACGCUGGUGUCGGCGUCCACGGACUCGCAGCUCAAGCUGUGGCGCGUGGAGUCGCCGCGCUGCGUGCGCUCGUUCAGCGGCCACGCCAACGAGAAGAACUUCGUGGGGCUGGCCACGGACGGGCGCUACGUGGCGUGCGGCUCGGAGAACAACGCGCUGUACGUGUACUACGCCGGCCUGUCGCGCCCGCUGCUGGCGCACCGCUUCGACGCCGUGCGCGGCUUCCUGGAGCGCGAGCGCAAAGACGAGGAGCCGCCCGAGUUCGUGUCCGCCGUGUGCUGGCGCCGCGCCGCGGACCGGCCCGCCUUGCUGGCCGCCAACAGCCAGGGCACCAUCAAGGUGCUGGAGCUGGUGUAGGCGCCGACCUCGACUGUCCCGCACUGCUGGCCGCCAACAGCCAGGGCACCAUCAAGGUGCUGGUGCUGGUGUAGGCGCCGACCUCGACUGUCCCGCACUGCUGGCCGCCAACAGCCAGGGCACCAUCAAGAUGCUGGAGCUGGUGUAGGCGCCGACCUCGACUGUCCCGCACUGCUGGCCGCCAACAGCCAGGGCACCAUCAAGGUGCUGGAGCUGGUGUAGGCGCCGACCUCGACUGUCCCGCACUGCUGGCCGCCAACAGCCAGGGCACCAUCGAGGUGCUGGAGCUGGUGUAGGCGCCGACCGACGCCUGCCGCGAGGACACUGGCACAUGACGAAGAGAUGAAAUGUAACUAUGAUGACAUUCGACGCGAUAGUAUAAUUAAUGAAUGUUGUGGUGCGCUUUGUAGGUAAGUAGAGGGACUCGUGAGCACGUGGCGGUGCGGGCGAGCGACGCCGGCACCCGCGACCAGUCGCAGUAGGAACCGUUUCAGUGCUGCGCCCUGUUGCGUAACUUUUCUUUGCUUUUCGCAACUCAUCCGGAUCUUGCACGGAGAUGACAACUUACUACUACUUCUUUUUCUUUUGUUCCUGGAUCUGUCUCCGUACUUUUUUGGCCGGAAUUAUCCGUAAUACGUGUGGCCGCUGGCUCACUGUGGGAAGUGUUGCUGGGAGCCAAGGUGUACUGCGCGUUGCUCAGGCACUCGGUUGCAGCAGAGCAUCUUCUGUCUCCACGCAUGCUCUACACAGAGAGCUGUCGGUUAUACCUAAAACAAAAGGGUGUUUGUUUUUGUACUCCGCAACCUGCAAUGCCGUGUUGUCCUUAGUUUAACCCGGUUGCAAUCAUUUGGUUGUCAGUCGUGGGUUGAGGUGGUAGGGCCUCCUCGGUUUUUGCGAUCUUUUGUGUUAAUCCAUAACUCCGAGUGUGUUGAUUGCGUUCGUGUAUGGAGCCAUGUUUUGUAUUCACUGACGGGACGGGUAUGAUCGCUUCCGUCAGCUACCCUCAGUGACGUUGGUCGGCUGCGUCAUUACCUGUGUGUCCGUUGUCGUCUCGUACCCACUUCAAGGUUUCUUUGUUUGAUAGGGUUUGUGAGGCUUUAUGUUAGGCUUGCUACUUACCUCAAAGUCCGUAAGGGCAACCCAGACGCCCUUACGGUUUUCCCUGCCACCGAGAGUGUCGAGGCUUCUUCUAGGCAAGUUCGCUCCACCUUAGCCUGCAUUAUCGCUACCUGGUGUGAUAUCAGACAAAUUGCAAGUGUCAAGAAAGCCUACAAUAUCGGCGCAGUCCUGAAAAGAACUGGGUUAGGUGACUGGUUUAACGUGGGUCGGCCGCACGCCCUCAAAUCUCAUAGAGUUUAAAAUAAAAUUAAAAAAUGUCGUGUGAUAUGAAUUCUUAUUCUAAAGUACAGUUAUCGGAGGGCGGAGUUAUUCUUACAUUACGAGUAAAGCCAACCAGACGUGAUCAAGAAUGUUAGCAAACUGGCGGUAUUGCGAGCCAAGGAAGGAAGGAAAUCUUGUCAUAUCCUGUCGCAUGCAAUAAUCGUUCAGCUGAACCUGUAAGAUGCAGAAGGAAACUACUACUACCUAGUCGGAAAUGUUCCCAGAUGCAGGGCUGCCAUAUAAGGAAAAUUAUUAUAACCAAACAAUCUAAGGCGAAAAUAGUCUGCGACCAUAUUGGAUGGAAGCAAGCGUUACUUUGCAGGAUUUUAUAAUAUACAAUCAAAAUAAUGCUUAGUUUGCGAAAAGCAGUCGAAUCUGUGCGGUGUUAUUUAAAAUCUUUAUACUCCGCACCAAACAGAUCUUUCGCAACGUAUGUACUCUCGACGCACGUUUCGCUGCGACACCGGAGUAUUUUAUGCUGAUUUCUGUAUUUCUGUUUCCAAGGCCGUGGGUACGACUACGGGAAAAUGUUUGUGUGACGAACACAAAUGUUUUUCAGUUUCUGGGUGUUUAUCUGUAUAUUACAAGUAUUUUCGUAUAUUAUUCAUAAAAAUAUUCAGCAGUCAUCUUAGUACCCACAACACAAGCUACGCUUACUUUGGGGCUAGAUGGCGAUGUGUGUAUUGUCGUAGUAUAUUUAUUUUUAUUAUGAUUAAUGUUUGUUAACAUUCUUCUCGGCUCGUUGGCUUUGCAUUACAAACUUUUUGAAAAAUUAACCUUUUAUUAGCUUUUUAAGAUAAAAAUUAUAUUCUAUUGAAAAAAUAUAAAGUACGUUGUGAUCUUAAUAAUGAAAUCAUUUCAAACUCUACAAUAUUCGGGAUCUUUUUCUUAAAACAUAUUUUUUUAACAAUAGUGUUAACCUUUAUCAUAAUAAUAGAGAUUUUAAUUAAAAGAUACCAUUAGUGAGAGCGUAAACACACAACACGCCGCAACAAGUGUUGAGUCAAAUCAAAUCGUGUGGCAGUGGUGAGUGUAAAGUGUAUUUGCCUUAAUAAUUUUAAUAUAAAAAAGUAUCGUUUUGUAAACCUCACUAGCACCCACAACACGAUAUGACGUGCACUGCGUGUGUACGUGUGCGCGUAUAGGAGGGAAGGGACAAAUGUAAAAGGUCAACUUGCAAGAUGAAGUAAAAUAAGUUCUCUUUAAAUUGACUCAAAAUUAACGCAUAAUGUUUUGUCUUGCGCCACUUCAGUGUCGUUUGUGGAUACGGGUGAAAGUCAACAAUCAGCGCUCAGAGAAAGUCCAUAAAUAUUUUUUGUAAUGUUUAAGAAUAUAAAUGUUAUAUAAGGAUGUUUUGUAUUGAGUUACAAGUUGUAAUAUUUAUAACAAGUAAGCACCCUGUAUAAAUGUGUAAAUAGAGCUUUUAUUUCA